Molecule: messenger RNA, 699 nt
Organism: Angiostrongylus costaricensis
Lineage: Eukaryota; Metazoa; Nematoda; Chromadorea; Rhabditida; Metastrongylidae
Source: the annotation of a GenBank genome assembly
AUGCCGUUAGGAGACUCCCAUGUCCAUCGGCGGCUUUUUUUCCUCUGGAAAAACGAGUUUCCAUGUAAGAGACGUGCUGCGGGCAGGAGUCAUACGAAACGGUUCCCAUUCUCAUUGCUUUCUCCUAAUCCCAAAUUUCCGAUCCUACUGUCUCGUUCACCUCUUUAUUCUACAAAAGCUGGAAUCAUGGAUUGCCAUGUAGUGGUGGGUUUAUCUAGUGAAGGAGAUGCGGAGGCAACUUCGGAUGUCUGCAGCAUAUGUCUUAUUAAGUGCUCUGAUCCGUUUUGCUUCACUUGCACCUCAAAAUGGUUAAAACGCACCGAAAAGUGUCCACUGUGUAUGACACCAGCUAGCUCAUUUUCGCAUAACUUAGAUCUACCACCAGGUUUUCGUCGAGUGAUGUCGGUUGCUGAUUUGCGUGUAGCAGCUGAAGUAGUUCGGCUAGUUCAGAGGAGAAAAUGUUUGCCUCCUCUGAAGAAACAGGAAUGUGUUACACUACGCAUACGACGUCUACAAAGCUGGUUUCGCGCUCUUCAUGAGCAAAUGAACACAAGCUAUCGAGUUGACCAUUCUUCAGAACUCGCCAGUGCUAGCAUGCGUCUUAUUAAUAAAAUUAGCAUGCUUGAAAUUCUCAAGCGAGAUUCUACAGCGAGGCUCCAACUUGUUAGCAACAUUGACUACUACUUGUUGUCAAUGUAA